CAACAAAAACAGUAGCAACAAAAACAGCAGCAGCAACAACAGCAGUAGCAAAAACAGCAGCAACAAAAACAGCAGCAACAAAAACAGCAGCAACAAAAACAGCAACAGCAAAAACAGCAAAG
Messenger RNA from Scutellospora calospora, 122 nucleotides. The record is from the annotation of a GenBank genome assembly. Lineage: Eukaryota; Fungi; Glomeromycota; Glomeromycetes; Diversisporales; Gigasporaceae.